Molecule: messenger RNA, 442 nt
Organism: Drosophila subpulchrella
Lineage: Eukaryota; Metazoa; Arthropoda; Insecta; Diptera; Drosophilidae
Exons: 1
Coding region: 43-381 (112 amino acids)
Source: RefSeq, a predicted model, not a curated record
CAGCUGAUACCAAACGAUCCAAGAACGUUAAACGAAACCAACAUGCGUAUUCUGCUCGUCCUCUCAAUUGUCCUGGCCGUGAUCCUCGGCUGCCACGCCUACAGUGCCACCUGGGGGCGCAGGAACAGCAACGAUUACCUGCUGUCCCGCACCCUGGAGGCCCGCAAUCCCAUCAAGAACAACUACUGGAACGUGAACGUCAACUAUCCCAAUGGAUACUACAACAUCUCGGCGGUGAUCGUCUAUGACAACUUCAAGAACAACUCGGGCGCUAAUCCCAGCCUCUAUUCCGGCGGUCCGGGCUACCGCUUCUGUACCGUCAACCUGCGAGGCCAGGUCAACCGCGGCAUCAACUCCACCGUCGAGAUCUGGGGACGUUAAGUGAUCGCACGAAUCCAUUAUGAACUAAUAAAACACGCACGAAAUUCUACUGAAAUAGUAA